Messenger RNA from Oppia nitens, 364 nucleotides. Its product is annotated as cytochrome P450 2B2-like. Lineage: Eukaryota; Metazoa; Arthropoda; Arachnida; Sarcoptiformes; Oppiidae. Gene Ontology annotation, molecular function: monooxygenase activity; iron ion binding; oxidoreductase activity, acting on paired donors, with incorporation or reduction of molecular oxygen. The annotation marks the transcript as partial. The record is from RefSeq and is a predicted model, not a curated record. The transcript has a single exon.
AGAUAAUGGUUUGACAAUACCUGUGAAUACAUCAGUAGUUUUACAUCAAUACUGUAUAUUAAUGGACGAAAAGUAUUGGUCUGAACCAAACCGUUUCAGACCCGAAAGGUUUCUCAAUGAUGACGGACUACUUGUAAACAUUAAACCCAAUUCAUUCAUACCGUUCAGCUAUGGACGUCGUGUCUGUCCCGGCGAAGAUCUGGCCAUCAAUGAUAUGUUUUUGAUUUUAGUCAGAUUUAUACAAUUGACUAACGAUUAUGAUAUUGUUUUAUGCAAUGAUAGGCCAACUGAUGAUGACUUAGAGCCCAAUAGGGAAACACUUGUCCUACAGAGUCCUAAAUCGUUUGAUAUUAUGUUUAAAACC